This is a messenger RNA of Zonotrichia leucophrys gambelii, 679 nucleotides long. RefSeq names its product anaphase promoting complex subunit 13 (gene ANAPC13). Gene Ontology annotation, cellular component: anaphase-promoting complex. NCBI's taxonomy places the organism in Eukaryota, Metazoa, Chordata, Aves, Passeriformes, Passerellidae. The record is from RefSeq and is a predicted model, not a curated record. Bases 135 to 359 code for a protein of 74 amino acids. Gene Ontology annotation, biological process: protein K11-linked ubiquitination. The transcript has 3 exons.
GCCUUUCCCACCCCGGCAGCGGGCACGGCCCGGCCCCGCGGCGGCAGCGUUGAGCAUGCGCUGGGGCAGCGCCUGCGCAGCGCCGGCCCCGGAGAUGGGCAGGAUUUAGCUGCUCUCCCCCCCAUGCUGUGAGGAUGGACAGCGAGGUGCAGAGGGAUGGCAGGAUCCUGGAUCUGAUCGAUGAUGCGUGGAGGGAAGAUAAAUUGCCCUACGAGGACGUGGCCAUCCCUCUGAAUGAGCUCCCUGAACCAGAGCAAGACAACGGUGGCACCACUGAGUCUGUGAAAGAGCAAGAAAUGAAGUGGACAGAUUUGGCUCUCCAGUAUCUCCAUGAAAAUGUUCCACCCACAGGAAAUUAGUGAAUCAGAGGGAUUUCACACAGUGGAUGCAUAAAUGCAACAUAAAAAUACUUUUUGGCUGACCAUUGCUGUCAUAAGCUGCACUAAGGAGGAAACAACAUUCUGGAAACUUUCAGAUUCCAACAGUGGUUCUGCUCACAAUGAAGAGUUUAAAAUGCUUCUUUCUUGAAUGUGAAAUAACAGAGGCUCUGACAUCUCAGAGCCAAGUGCAAAAUGUUCCAUGCUUAUAAGAUAAUUUCAUGUUUUCUGUUAAUUUGUUCUUAAGUUAGUGCCAAUUCUGAUAUGUUUUCUACACGAUUAAAAAGUUUUUACUGUCUCAA